CUAGUGAAGAAAUUUCACACCUUUUGGUGCAGAACCUUUGUUUCGUUUCCCACAAUCUCCAUUUUACGCAAGAUCUUGAACCUCUCUCCAAUGUCUCGAAAGUUUACUUAUGCUGAGAAAGGAAAGAGGGUGGCUUCAUCUGAGGCUCCUCCCCGUUCUGAGCUCCCUCCCCGCAUCCCGCGAGUCCGAGUUCCUGCUUUCGACGAUUCUGAGCUGCGCCGACUUCCAGAGCUCGAAGAGAUCCCCCUCCUCCCAGGCCCUCCACCAAAGAAACCUCAUAGAGAAGCUGAGGACUCUAAGAAACGAUCUCAGGAUCGACCUCAUGAUGUUCCGCAGCAUAGAACACCGCAUCACUCUGGGACCAAGAGGACUCGCAGUCCUGACCAUAGAGAGAUUAUGGCAACAGGAGUAGAGACUCACACUGGUCUAAAGACAGAGACGGGUAUACCAGUAGAAGAUAUGGAGAGAACAAAAGUCUUUCCCCUCAAAGGUCUUAUAGCUACCAACCUUCAGGCCACCACUCCCAUAGCCUUCCAGCUUUUGAAGAGAGAAGAAAAACAAGAUCUCCUUAUAAGUUUGAGGAGAGCAGAAGAAGUUACCCAAGAGUGGCUAAUGCCCGUUCCCAUUCAGAUUCCAGGGUCAUCUCUUCUACUUCAAAGACGGCGCACCCGGGACCUUGCCUUCCGGCUCACCCAACAGAAAGCGCAGCGAGAAGAGAAAGAUAUCGACAAGCAGAAGAUCUUGGCCAAUUCGAGGAGACAGCUGAACAGAUGGUUGGUUAAAUCAAAGAAGAGGGUCACUGGCAAGAAGAAGCUAGGUCGACCUCCAGGGAAGAAGAAUGUCUCCCAAAAGAAUCCAAAAAUCCCCUUAGUGGGAUCGGGUAAAAGGAGAAGAACCCUCCAUCCUGUUCCAUCACCCCGCAGACGGUUAAAUAUGGAUUCCUACUUGGAGGGAGCUGAAGAAGAUGCUACUUUGAAUGCAGGACCAAGCUCUGGACCUCUUCAUGUUCCUACUGAGGCUAGAGCCAGAGCUUCUCCCCCUUCCCUUCCCCACGACUUUCUGGUAAUUCAAAAGGCUCGUCGGAUUUUCGGGUCGGGCAAAACCACCUGCCGUAAAAGUGGUUUGCUGGAACUGUCAAGGAAUGAGGAAUCCUAUGACAGUCCAGCGUUUUAGGGAAAUUCAUAAGAAAAAUUUCCCCCGACA
Arabidopsis arenosa is the source of this 1203-nucleotide messenger RNA. Lineage: Eukaryota; Viridiplantae; Streptophyta; Magnoliopsida; Brassicales; Brassicaceae. The record is from the annotation of a GenBank genome assembly.